UUUCUUAUUUGCCUCAAGUUUCACAAAACUAUCAUACAAUGUCUUCUUCUAGACCCCCAAUUAGAAAGGACCCCGCUUGGAAAUUUCACGAAGAUUUUCCUAGGCAAAGAAAGGGGCAGACAAAAUGUAUGUUUUGCAAAACAAUAUUCCAUGGAGGCAUUUAUAGAUUGAAAUACCAUAUUGCUUGUGUGUGUGGCCAUGAUGCUGACCCAUGCAUUGAAGCAACAAUUGAGGCCAUACACGAGUGCUAUGUAAUGGUUGAAGCAAUUGAAAACAAAAAGAAGCAAAAGGAGGAUCUCGCGGCCAUUGGAAGUGGGACAGCUUUAGGUUGUGUUGGAGGGCCUUUUUCUAUGCCUCCACAUCGUCCCACUCACCAUGCUACUGUUGGUGGUAGUGCUUCUUCUGCAGGUGCCACUACUCAUGUUCCUAACACUACCAGUGGUAGUGGGAGUGUUAGCAUUGGACCUAGAAUUCGUAAAUCUAAGUUGGAUACCUUCUUUGUGCCUCGCACUACUCCUGGGUCCCAACAGUCGCUUGAGAGCAUGGAUUGGAACAAGGAGGUCCAUGAUGCUGCUAAAAUGGCAGUUGGCAGGUUUUGGGUCUACGACAGUGUUCCAUUCUUUACAGCCAGGUCUCCUUAUUGGCAAGAAGUGAUUGAUGCCCUUACCAUAUGCGAGGCGGGGUUCAAAGCCCCUUCUGAGUUUGAUUUGAGGGGACCCAUUUUGACUCAAUUGGUGAAUGAUGUGAAGAAGGAAUUAGGUGAACAAUGCCAGAUAUGGAGCACUAAAGGUUGCACCCUCAUGACUGAUGGUUGGACGGAUAGGAGAAAUAGAACUCUCCUUAAUUUUCUUGUUUCUUCCGCAGGGGGCACCGUUUUCAUCAAGUCAUUGAUGCCUCCGCCCAUUGCAAGAAUGCCACCUACCUAUGUGAGCAGAUAGAGGAGGUGAUUGAUGAGGUGGGCGAGGAGAAUGUAGUACAGGUGGUGACUGACAACGUAGCAAAUUAUGUUGCUGCAGGUAGACUAUUGAUGGAGAGGCGCCCAUCUAUAGUUUGGAUUCCAUGUGUCACCCAUUGCAUUGACCUCAUGU
Messenger RNA from Cryptomeria japonica (Japanese cedar), 1088 nucleotides. RefSeq lists its product as uncharacterized. The coding region runs from base 39 to 938 and encodes 299 amino acids. The transcript has 4 exons. NCBI's taxonomy places the organism in Eukaryota, Viridiplantae, Streptophyta, Pinopsida, Cupressales, Cupressaceae. The record is from RefSeq and is a predicted model, not a curated record.